Molecule: messenger RNA, 1814 nt
Organism: Ruditapes philippinarum (Manila clam)
Lineage: Eukaryota; Metazoa; Mollusca; Bivalvia; Venerida; Veneridae
Product: tubulin alpha-3 chain-like
Exons: 3
Coding region: 117-1595 (492 amino acids)
Biological process (GO): mitotic cell cycle; microtubule cytoskeleton organization
Cellular component (GO): microtubule; cytoplasm
Molecular function (GO): GTP binding; structural constituent of cytoskeleton
Source: RefSeq, a predicted model, not a curated record
AUGGUAACCCUGUAAUAUUAAAUAUUUAUUCCGUUGCGUUGCUAUCGGUGUCUAUACAAAACAACAAUGAAGAAAUAUUGUUAAAAUUUAUAAAAAGCUGGAUACAAAACUUUAAAAUGCGUGAGUGUAUAUCAAUACACAUUGGUCAAGCUGGCGUUCAGAUGGGCAAUGCAUGCUGGGAGUUGUACUGCAUGGAGCAUGGUAUUCUACCAGACGGUCAGAUGGCAUUCAAGGACACUGUAGAGUCGAAUGACAUCUCCUUUAACACAUUUUUCAGUGAGACCGAGGGCGGGCAGUUUGUACCAAGGGCUGUAUUUAUCGACCUUGAACCAACAGUUAUAGAUGAGGUUCGUACGGGAACAUUCCGGCAACUGUUCCAUCCGUCACAACUGAUAAGUGGUAAAGAAGACGCAGCAAAUAAUUACGGUCGUGGGUUCUAUACUGUCGGCAAGGAGGUUAUUCCCCUCGUUAUUGACCGUAUCCGCAAUAUAGCUGAAACCUGCACCGGUCUACAAGGUUUUCUACUAUUUCACAGUUUUGGUGGUGGCACGGGUUCCGGUUUUCAUUCUCUGCUUAUAGAAUAUCUCUCAAGGUAUUAUCCAAAGAAGGCCAAGCUCGAGUUCUGCAUAUAUCCGUCCCCGAAAGUUUCCACGGCUGUUGUGGAGCCGUAUAAUGCUAUUCUAGCUUCUCAUUAUACACUGGAUCAUGCUAAUUGCGCUUUCUUGUUCGAUAACGAGGCAAUCUACGAUAUAUGUAAUAAUAACAUGGACAUUGAAAGACCAAGCUACACAAAUUUAAAUAGACUGAUUGGACAAGUAGUUAGCUCUAUUACAGCGUCACUGCGAUUUGAAGGCGCUCUAAACGUCGACUUAGCAGAAUUUCAGACAAACUUAGUGCCAUAUCCUCGCAUUCAUUUCCCGCUGGUUACUUACGCUCCAUUAAGUUCUGCAGAAAAGGCAUAUCAUGAAAGUUUUACGGUACCAGAGAUCACCCGCGCGUGUUUCGAGCCUGGAAACCAGAUGGUAAAAUGUGACCCUCGCCGAGGGAAAUAUAUGUCCUGCUGCAUGUUAUACCGAGGAGAUGUCGUCCCAAAAGAUGUCAAUGCCGCGAUCUCUUCAAUCAAAAGAAACAGAAAUGUCCAGUUUGUUGAAUGGUCGCCUACUGGGUUUAAGGUUGGUAUAAACUAUCAGCCACCGACUGUCAUACCUGGGGGCGAUCUGCCUGCAAUGAGGCGUUCUGUGUGCAUGCUUAGCAACAACACGUCGAUUGUCGAUGCAUUUGCUCGUCUCAACCACAAGUUUGACUUGAUGUUUGCUAAACGAGCGUUCGUUCACUGGUUUGUUGGUGAAGGAAUGGAAGAAGGUGAAUUUACCGAUGCUCGAGAGGAUUUGGCUGCGUUGGAGAAAGACUUUGAGGAAGUUUCUACAGAUGUUGGUGAAAUGUAUUAUGAAGUUGAGUAUGAAGAUGAGGACGAGGAAGAAGUUGUUGGAGUACAUGGAGGUGAGAAAGAAGCUGAAGGUGAAGUCAGUGAAGAACAACAACAGAUAGAAGAUAACAAUGAAGCUGAAGAUGUCACAGAAGGCCAGGAGAAAUAGAUGUCUACUUCACGGAUGUUUCUUGUGUUUCUUAUGAGACUGAAUUAUUACAUCAUUUUCAUUUUGCCUUAUAAACGCGUCUGAUAUAACAAUUUCUGCAAUAAUUAUAUAGGUCAAAUUAGCAAAAACGUGAAAAUUUGUUUCUGUUUUCAUUUUCCACAUGUACAAAAAAUGAUAAAUUAAAAGAUAACGAACUAUUCUAUUAACCAAAUCUUCAAU